Closterium sp. NIES-65 is the source of this 1914-nucleotide messenger RNA. NCBI's taxonomy places the organism in Eukaryota, Viridiplantae, Streptophyta, Zygnematophyceae, Desmidiales, Closteriaceae. The record is from the annotation of a GenBank genome assembly.
AUGGCAACGUCAGCGGUGGGGUUCAAGCCGCGCGAGGACCACAAGAAGGCCAAAGAGCUCGAAGAGGCGCGCAAGGCGGGGCUGGUGCCGGCGGAGGUGGAUGAGGACGGCAAGGAGAUCAACCCGCACAUCCCGCAGUACAUGUCGUCCGCGCCGUGGUACCUCAACGCCGACCGACCCAGUUUGAAGCACCAGCGCAACUGGAAGGCGGAGGGUGGGCAGCAGAACAAGAACUGGUACGACCGUGGAGCCAAGGUGUUUCAAGCCACCAAGUACCGCAAAGGCGCUUGCACCAAUGGCGCCAUGACGCACCACCACAAGUCGUGCACCCAACGGCCGCGGAAGCUGGGCGCGAAAUACACGUCGCAGGGCAUCGCGGCGGACGAGAAGGUGGAGUCGUUCGAGCUGGACUUCGACGGCAAGCGGGCUGGCUGGCCAGCAGAAAGGGCUCGACCCUUUUGCGGCGCCAUGACGCACGACCACAAGUCGUGCACGGAGCGGCCGCGGAAGCUGGGCGCCAAGUUCACGUCGCAGUGGAUCGCGGCGGACGAGAAGGUGGAGUCGUUCGACCUCGACUUCGACGGCAAGCGCGACCGCUGGAACGGCUUCGACCCCUCCACGUACGCGCGCGUCGUCGCCGCGCAUGGCGUGCGCGAAGAGGCGCGGCGGAGGUUCCGCAAGGAGCAGCAGCUGCGGAGGCUGAGCAGCGAGGGGGGAGCGGCGGGGGGAGCAGGGGAAGCGGGGGAUGGGGGGGAGGGGGGAGAGGGAGAAGGGAAGGGAGGGGGGGAGGAGGAGAGGGAUGAGGCGAGGGUGGACGAGAGCGAGCAGCGGGAUUUCGCCAAGGUGGAGAAGCGCGUGAGGACGACGGGAGGCGGCAGCUCCGGGACGGUUCGCAACCUGCGGAUCCGCGAAGAUACGGCGAAAUACCUCCUUAAUCUGGAUGUCAACUCCGCGUACUACGACCCUAAGACGCGGUCGAUGCGCGAGGACCCGAAUCCUGGAUGCGACGCGGACGAGAAGUUUUAUAAAGGGGAUAAUUUCAAUCGGAUUAGCGGGCAGGCGGUGGAGUUUCGCCAGCUCGCGCUGCACGCGGCUCGCGCGAAUGAAGCGGCGCGCGACGCGCGCGGGGAGGUGCACGUGCAAGGCGCGCCGAGCCAGGCGGAGCUGCUGCACCGCGAAUUCAAAGUGCGCAAGGAGCGGCUGCUGGCUGCGAAGCGCGAGGCGGUGCGGGAGAAAUACGGCAACGCGGCGGCGGAUCCCGAGGCGAACGGCGUGACUGGCGCGCUGCUGCUGGGGCAGACGGAGACGGCCGUGGAGUACGACCGGAGCGGACGCGCGGUGAAGGGACAGGAGAAGCUGGUGGUGGCGCGAAGCAGGUACGCGCAAAGAGGUAGGUACGAGGAGGAUGUGUAUGUCAACAACCACACGUCUGUGUGGGGAUCCUACUGGAAGGAUGGGCAGUGGGGCUACUCCUGCUGCCAUCAGAUGUUGCGCCUGAGCUAUUGCACAGGCUCGGCAGGCAUCCAAGCCGCAGAGGCAGCUGCGGAAGCCUCCACAGCUGCUGGUUUGGCAGGCGCUCUAGGUGAUGAUAGGAGGGGGUUCGAGGGUGGGAAAGAAGGUGGUGAGGGUGGGGGUGAUGGAAGCAGUGGAAAAGCAGCAGCUGCAGGGGGCGGGGUGGUGUUGCCAUGGGGAAGUGCGGGAGGGGAGGACGUGGAUCCAUCAACACUGGACCCGGAGAAGCUUAAGCAGGCAGCUAAGAAGAUGGAGUUGCGUGCAAUGGAGGAGAAGGACGAGAGGAAGAGAAAGUACAAUGUGCGGCAUGAUGACGAGGUCACGGCUGAGGAUAUGGAGGUAUAUCGGCUUAAGAGAGUUCACUAUGAUGAUCCCAUGAAAGAUUAUGCUGACAAGGAAUAA